Naegleria fowleri is the source of this 900-nucleotide messenger RNA. RefSeq lists its product as uncharacterized. Gene Ontology annotation, molecular function: palmitoyl-(protein) hydrolase activity; carboxylic ester hydrolase activity. The coding region runs from base 1 to 900 and encodes 299 amino acids. NCBI's taxonomy places the organism in Eukaryota, Heterolobosea, Eutetramitea, Acrasida, Naegleriidae. Gene Ontology annotation, biological process: protein depalmitoylation. Gene Ontology annotation, cellular component: cytoplasm. The transcript has a single exon. The record is from RefSeq and is a predicted model, not a curated record.
AUGUCUUCCCAAUCACCUUACCACGCUUGGCACAAUUUUCGUGCGUACUCAUUCGACUCGGACGAACAAUGGAAACUCUAUCUCCAAAAUUUAACCUUUCCCGAGAAUUUAAAUGAUCAAAAAAAGAAGGAAAUGAUCCUGAAAUACAAAAAAAAGUAUUAUUCUCAACACGUUGAAAAAUUGGUAGAAUUUCAACUUCCGUACACUCAAUUGGAAAUUGCUCCGAUGUCUCCCAAUCACGAUUCUACCAUUAUCUUUUUACAUGGAUUAGGAGAUCAAGGCUCGGGAUGGCUCGACGUUUUUCAAAAAUUGAAAAAAACAGUUCCCGAACUUGCUUCCUGUAAAGUGCUUUUACCCAAUGCAAGUGCCAUGAGUGUUACUUUGAAUAUGGGUUAUGUCAUGCCUGCGUGGUACGAUUUAAUGUCCUUGUCGUUGGAUGGACCAGAAGAUAUGACGGGAAUGGAAAAGUGUUUUGCGAAUAUUGAUUUGUUGAUUGAGAGAGAAAUGGUGGAAUUUGGAAUUGAUUCGUCGAGAAUUAUUAUUGGUGGAUUUUCACAGGGAGGUUCUGUUGCAUUGUAUCAUGGUCUCACGAAUAAGAAAAAACUUGGUGGAAUUAUUGCCUUGUCGACGUGGAUGCCCAUGAGAAAGAAAAUUGUGACACUUGUCGGAACGGAUUUUCCAAACAAAUCGACACCCAUUUUCCAAGCACAUGGCACUGCAGAUAAUGUGGUGAAAUAUGAGUGGGGAGCGAGUAGCAAAAAGUUUGUGGCCGAGUCCUUACUGGAUGGCAAUGAGAGUCACUACACGUUCAAAACCUAUCAAGGAAUGGGUCACAGCUCGAGCUUGCAAGAAAUUAGAGAUCUUGCAGAAUGGUUGGCAUCUGUUUUGAAAUCCAAGUAA